GAGGACCACCAGUCCAUUGGAUCUCUUACGCUAACAGCACUCUUCAGUACAGUCUGCGAUGAACUUUCCAUUUUAAUCGUUGGAAGAAACACAUAGUUCAGGAUGACGGUGGAUUUUGAAGACUGCAUCAAAGAUUCGCCUCGAUUUCGGGCAAAUAUUGAUGAAGUCGAGACAGAAGUGGUGGAGAUUGAAGCCAAGCUUGAUAAGCUGGUAAAGCUGUGUGGUGGUAUGAUCGAGGCUGGGAAAGCAUAUGUCACCGCCAAUAAGCUCUUCAUCAACGGCAUCCGUGACUUAUCCCAGCAAUGCAAGAAGGACCAGAAGAUAUCGGAAUGUCUGGAAAAGUGUGGCGAGAGUUUGCAGGAAAUUGUCAGCUACCACAUGAUCCUUUUUGAUCAAGCUCAGAGAUCUGUGAAGCAGCAGUUGCACAACUUUGUAAAAGAUGAUGUGCGUAAAUUCAAGGACACCACAAAGCUCUUUGAUAAGGUGAGGGAGGAUCUAGAGAUUGCACAGGUGAAGAACGCCCAGGCACCCAGAAACAAACCCCACGAGGUGGAGGAGGCCACCAGCACCCUCAACUUCACCCGCAAGUGCUUCAGACAUCUCGCUCUGGACUAUGUGCUACAGAUCAAUGUCCUUCAAGCCAAAAAGAAAUUUGAGAUCUUAGAUGCAAUGUUGUCGUUUAUGCAUGCGCAGUACUCCCUCUAUCAGCAAGGCUAUAACCUUCUGGAUGAGAUUGACCCUUAUAUGAAGAAACUAGCUGCUGAGCUGGAUCAGCUGGUAAUUGACUCCGCAAUGGAGAAGAGAGAAAUGGAGCAUAAGCAUGCCACGAUACAGCAGCGGACACUGCUGCAGGACUUUGUGUAUGAUGACCCAAAGUUGGAGUUCAAUGUCGAUGCACCCAACGGAUUGGUGAUGGAGGGUUAUCUGUUCAAAAGGGCCAGCAAUGCCUUCAAAACAUGGAACAGGCGGUGGUUUUCCAUCCAAAACAGCCAGUUGGUUUAUCAGAAGAAAUUGAAGGAUUCCCUCACAGUAGUAGUGGAGGACUUGAGACUGUGUUCUGUUAAACCUUGUGAGGACAUCGAGAGGAGGUUCUGUUUUGAAGUGUUGUCCCCCACCAAGAGCUGUAUGCUACAGGCAGAGUCAGAGAAACUUCGGCAGGCCUGGAUUCAGGCAGUCCAAGCAAGCAUCGCGUCAGCCUACAGAGAGAGUCCAGACAAUUAUUAUAUUGAGCCGUUGGACCGGACCGCCUCCCCAUCCAUCAGCAGUAUAGAUUCAGCGAAUGAGCCCAGAGAGCGCAGUGUGAGGGGAGAGAGCAUUCUGCAGCGUAUCCUGUGUCUGCCUGGAAACCAGCAUUGCUGUGACUGUGGGCAGGCUGACCCCCGCUGGGCGAGCAUCAACCUGGGCGUGCUGCUCUGCAUAGAGUGCUCCGGCAUUCACAGGAGUUUGGGGGUCCACUGUUCAAAAGUUCGUUCACUCACCCUGGACUCAUGGGAACCAGAGUUACUCAAGUUGAUGUGUGAACUAGGCAACAGUAUCAUCAACCACAUCUAUGAAGGCUGCUGUGAAGAACAGGGCAUGAAGAAACCAGGACCCAACAGUUCCAGGCAAGAAAAGGAGGCCUGGAUUAAAGCAAAGUAUGUGGAGAAAAAGUUCCUGAGGAAGAUGAUUACUGGUGAAGUUCUUGUUAACGGUGGGAGGAAAUCGGAGCGCAGGUGGAACCCAAGGAAAUGCAGGAGGCACAACAGUGCCACUACUGUUCCAAAAACACACCGCAAAUACAGAAAGGAUCCAGGCAGUGCAUCAGCUGCGACACUCUCAUCAGCGACUGCACUGGAGAGAAAGUUUUGGCGAGAGUCUCUGUUCUGUCCUGAUGAGCUGGACUCCCUCUUUUCCUACUUUGACACCGGUUCAGGGCCUCGCAGUCCUGCAGGUCUGAGCAGUGACAGUGGGUUAGGUGGCAGUACUGACGGUAGCACUGACGUCUUGGUAUUUGAGUCUGUGGUGGACAGUGUAACAGAAGAGUGUGAGGUGUCUGAGGACUCAAGUAAUGAAGCUGAACUGGAGCCUGAAGCAUCAGAUCCAGAGGAUAUGAGAGAACUGGAUCCUGGAGCGUUACUUUCUAAGGCCUGUCAGGCUCGAAAUCUGCCCGUGAUGGCUGAAGCACUGGCACACGGAGCGGAUGUCAACUCCAUCAAUGAAGAAGAUGAGGGGAAGAGCCCACUCAUGCAGGCUGUGAUUGGGGGUUCUUUAAUAGCCUGUGAGUUUCUGCUUCAAAAUGGUGCAGAUGUCAACCAAAGAGAUCACAGAGGAAGAGGCCCGCUGCAUCAUGCCACAUAUUUAGGUCAAACUGGUCAAGUGUGUUUGUUCCUGAAACGAGGAGCGACCCAGAAUGAUGGUGAUGAGGACGGGCAGGACCCUCUGAGCAUAGCCGUCCAAGCCGCUAAUGCAGACAUAGUUACUCUGUUGCGUCUGGCACGGAUGAACGAGGAGAUGCGCGAGUCGGAGGGUCCCUUCGGUCAGCCAGGUGACACCACAUACCUGGACAUUUUCCGUGAGUUUUCUCAUAUGGCAUCACACAAUCCCGAGAAACUGAAACGGAGGAGUAUUCAUUUCCGUCACUCUUUCAGAGUUUGACUGAUGAACCGAGCAAGAGUAGAAGACACUUUGAGUAGCUGGAAAUGAGUGUAAAGGAUUUAAGACAAUACUUGUGGUUUCACGUUGAAUGUUUGUAAUGAUUUUACACAUACUUUUGUAUGACUUUAUGGGGGUCAGCUGGACUUAUCCCCCAAUUUUUGGUUUUGUUUUUGUUUCCUUUAGGCAUUCUCUUCCUUCUUUUUCAACCUUAGCUGUAGACAGUAAUAAGCACUUAACAAAGCAGUAAAUGGGCUCAUAUCAAAACUUUUACUAUAUAUGAUUUCAUCUGUGUUAAAAACAGACUGCAUUUAUUUAAAAAGUCAUGCAUGAAUUUUAUGCCAUUUUUCAUUUCAUCACAAUACAAGCAAUAUAUCAACUAUCCUAUAUUGCAAAGCAUAAACAGCCCUGAUUGUUUUACUGUCUUACAUUUACAAGCAGUUGGACUAGUGGGAACGUUUUUCCAAACUUUGUAUUUCCAAACUUUUUAGAAAUCAUUUAAUCACUUUAUAAUUUUGCUUUAGUGAUAAAUGUACUGUUCUGUAUUGACUAUGCUGGUGUAGUCUAUAUUGGUUUUGAUAUUGUAUCAGUUAUAAAUCAUUGCAAAUUGAAAUGCAGAUAUUAUAUACUGUCUUUUUAGAUGCAAAUUGAUAAUAUAUCAUAAAAUAAUGGUAUUUUGUAACAAUGCAAAAUGAUGUUGUGUGAGCCUGAGUAAGCGUGAGAAUACACUAUCUUAUAAAAAUGUAUUUUUUAAUAUGCUAGAUAAUAGACAAUUGUAAUAAAGAAAUGU
Messenger RNA from Xyrauchen texanus (razorback sucker), 3421 nucleotides. Its product is annotated as arf-GAP with coiled-coil, ANK repeat and PH domain-containing protein 3-like. The record is from RefSeq and is a predicted model, not a curated record. Gene Ontology annotation, cellular component: cytoplasm. Gene Ontology annotation, molecular function: GTPase activator activity; protein binding. The coding region runs from base 103 to 2634 and encodes 843 amino acids. NCBI's taxonomy places the organism in Eukaryota, Metazoa, Chordata, Actinopteri, Cypriniformes, Catostomidae. The transcript is spliced from 26 exons.